Messenger RNA from Akanthomyces muscarius, 1722 nucleotides. RefSeq lists its product as uncharacterized. The record is from RefSeq and is a predicted model, not a curated record. NCBI's taxonomy places the organism in Eukaryota, Fungi, Ascomycota, Sordariomycetes, Hypocreales, Cordycipitaceae. Gene Ontology annotation, molecular function: oxidoreductase activity, acting on paired donors, with incorporation or reduction of molecular oxygen; monooxygenase activity; heme binding. The transcript has a single exon. Bases 1 to 1722 code for a protein of 573 amino acids.
AUGGAGCCUCUUGAAUCAGAAUCCGUCUUCUUCAUGAAGUUGGGUCUCUCAGGCAAUUUGAUCGCUCUCUUUGUGGCUACAGUUUCGAUCUAUGCAGUUGUCACCAUCCACGCCUAUUGGCUGCCUAUGGCACGAUCACCUCUCAAGGCUGUUCAAGGACCCCCAACCAAGCAUUGGUUUUUUGGCUUCAUGAACUCUACAGAAGCCCAAACUUUGCAAAUGUCACCUCUGCUGCUCAAAUUAUGUGCAAAGUUUGAGGGCGUUUGGGCCUCUCCGUUUACAAAUCGGAAACCGACCUUGGUCCUUGGCGAUCUCGCUGGCAUCCACCAUGUACUCAAUAACUCUCAAACGUACACGCGCUCUCAAGCGCAGAUGCGCACCACUCGCCUUGUCUUUGGCGACGGCUUGGUGGCGGUCGAUGGGGAGCAGCAUAAACGGCAGCGACGGGCCGUUGGACCUGGAUUUAGCACCUCAGCCAUCAAUGGAAUGAUGCCAGCGUUCCGAGAUCUUACAGGAAAGCUAGCAGCGCGCUGGCACAAGAGUUGCCAGGACGCCCCUUCCAGUUCCAAGCCAGACGCAAGGGGCGCGGCCAUCGAAAUAAAUGCAUAUGGAGACUUUGAGAAGCUCUUCAUGGACAUUAUCGGAGAGACUGGAUUCCAGUACAGAUUCGGCUCGCUGGAGGGUCACAGAUCCGAGCUUGAAGCUGCAUUCGUCGAUGUGACACAUCACGCAGCCACCGGGUCGCUGUACUCGCUUCUGAGAUCCCAGUUUCCAAUCGUUGAGACAUUAGGCCACUGGUUCGUUCGCGAACAGAUUGAGCUGAAUCGACUCCGCCGAAACAUUCAACACGUUAGUAUGCGGUUAGUCAAGAACGCCAAGGCACAUCUUGAAGCGAACGGUGAGGACAAUGUCAAAUCAAAGAGACAAGAUAUCCUCGCCCUGCUUGUGCAGGCCAAUCUCCAAGAAGAUGCCAAGCACCGUCUAGAUGAUGACGAAAUCGUCUCCAUCAUUCCUACACUGCUGUCUGGAGGCUACGACAACAAUGCAUCUGCCAUGGCGUAUGCAGUCAUGGCCAUGGCUCAAACCCCUUCCACUCAGACGCGCCUGCGAGAGGAACUGCUCGCCCCGCCUUCGGGGUGCGAAAACUGGAAAAGCGAUUGGAAAGCGCUUGAUACACUGCCAUACCUAGACGCCAUGUGCCGAGAAGUACUGCGCCUCUACAGCCCGGCACACUCCAUCCCCCGCACAUGCGCCAAGGACGACGUGAUUCCUCUCAGUAAGCCCAUCAAGCUUCGCGAUGGGAGCGUGGCGAGCGAGAUCCGCAUCGGUCGCGGCGACGACGUCGUCAUUCCGCAAAAGUGGAUGAACGUGGAUCCUGCGCUCUGGGGCUCCGAUACCGACACGUUCAAGCCUGAGCGCUGGCUUCAGGAUGAGAAGCACAAGUACUACGUCGGAGGCUUGAACCCAGUGAUUUCCGGCCAGAAGCAUUCGGGAUGGAGCAGCUUGAUGACCUUUUCGGUCGGUCCCAGAAACUGCAUUGGCUAUAAAAUGGCAGUGGCCGAGAUCAAAGUCAGCAUGGCUGUUUUGGUAGCAGAGUUUGAGUUUCUUGAGCACAAGGGCAUGAAGGAUGUGUAUGGUGAGGUCCAGAUUGUCGACAGGCCUCGCGUGCAAGACGUCAAGGGGUACUAUAUGCCAUGCUGGGUGAAGCCAAUUGAGCAAUAG